Messenger RNA from Sander lucioperca (pikeperch), 2173 nucleotides. RefSeq lists its product as uncharacterized. The transcript has 6 exons. The record is from RefSeq and is a predicted model, not a curated record. NCBI's taxonomy places the organism in Eukaryota, Metazoa, Chordata, Actinopteri, Perciformes, Percidae. Gene Ontology annotation, biological process: response to bacterium. The coding region runs from base 136 to 816 and encodes 226 amino acids.
AAAUAACCUCAAGAAUAACUUGGUCUGGUAUCUGUUGAGGUGAUCAUAUGUUGUCAAAGACUCCACCUCUGAAGUAGAGAGCAGCCUUCCUGGAGCUCAGUUAGACAUCACAGAGCUGUGAUCAUACGCACCACGAUGAAACAGAGCCUGAUAACAGCUCUAAUUCUCUGCAGCAUCAGCUGGAUCUCUGUCUCAAGUUCUGAGUCUCACACUGAGACUGUGGAGGGUCGGCCGGGUGGAGAAGUCACACUCACAUGCUCUAACCCGUCCAGCCGAGACGCUGCAACACUCUGGUUGAGAGUGGUCAACAGAACCAAGGCCAGCUUUAUCUCUGCGAUGUUCAGCUCUACAGUAAAACCUUUUUACAGUGAUGGAAUUCAAAAUGGAAGAUUCAACAUGAGUACCAACAUCUCCACUCUCUUUCUCCAAAUCAAACAUGUGGAUGUAUCUGACUCUGGACUGUAUUUAUGUGGAUUUUACAUCGGAGGACCUUUUCAUUUCAACGCAAUACACUUAAAUGUUAAAGGCAGCGAUGAAUCUCAUGACGACGACAGGAAGUCUGAAACAGAGUCUGAUGGAACAGCAAAGCUGAUGAGUUUGAUCCUGGGAGCUCUGACUGUUCUCCUCUUAAUGAUCAUCAUUGGUCUGGUUGUUAAAAACAGGAAACUUCAGAAAGCUGCCAAUGAAGAACAGAAUCCACAACAGCCUGAGAACCAGACCUCUGAAGAGCUGAACUACGCAGCUGUGGCUUUCCGUCCAAAAACAAGAAAAACAAGAGAAGUGGAGUCCAAUGUUGUGUAUGCUUCUACUAGAUAGACUCAGGAUGAAACCAGAGAAGAGUUCAGAAUAAAACUGAUGCUUUAUCAUAUUCAUCUGCAGAUGGUGGACAGGAGGACUGACAUCACUUUGUCAAAAGGACAAAAGAUGUGCAACCUUCUUCCUAGUUUGAAUUGUCAUCUCUUUUAAAUAUGUAAUUAGUCCACAUCAAUACAGAAAGAAGAUUUUGUAAAUGCUGACUUGACAGCAGUGCGUCUAUGCUGGUAUGGGAAAUACAAUUCCAGAGACACAGCAGCAAUCCAGUUUUACAUUUGACUUAAAAAAAAUUAACUACUCGCUUUUCUUUCUAUACUUGUCUCUGUUAAACUCUGACACUGUGUUUCAUCGGUAGUUCCACUUCCCCUCAGAUAAUACAAAGCAGCAUAAGUCUCAGGGAGGCUGUUUCUGUUAAUGUCAUGCACCUCAUUGGAAAGUACUGCUUGCUGCAUUACUUGUAAGAAAGGUGUUAUAAUAUUCCGAGACACGCGGUUAAACUGUUUCUGGACUACCGGAGAGGACCGUCCUCUUACAGGACCCCUUCUCUCGGUAGCAAGAUUCAUAACUCUUCUAGCACCCACAUUAAAUUGAACUGGAAAAAGACACAACCUCCCACUUUCACUAUGUUGAUCAAAGAUGUUAUGCAGCACCUAAAAUUGGAAAGACUCAGAUAUACAUUGCGUGGUUCUGUUGAAACAUUGUGUAGGACUUGGCAACCCUUCAUUGAUAUAGUAGAAGCUAGUCAACACAUACUGUAUCCCCUUGGCUCCUCCCUUAACACUUAGCUCUGAUAACUACCUGAGAUCUGAUGUCAAUAAGUAUGUGGAGCAGCUUUGUACUUUGAUUAUUAUCUAAUCUGAUUAUCUACAGUACAGGACCUAUUGUGUUUGUGUGUGUGUACGUAAAUGUUUUUGUAAAAGUAUUUCUGUAAUAUUUUAUAGAAUUUGUAUGCAAUAUGUUUGCUUUCUAAAAUACCAAUUAAUAAAUGUUAAAAAAAGAAAGGUGCAGUACAAAUGUUACUUAUAGAACGUAUUGUUAUUAUAGUAUUACUGCUUCAUACAAAUCACCAUAAAUACAUCAUUUCAGUGAGGUUUGGUAAUCGACUGCAUGAGAUUCUGAUUUAAAAAGAUGAAAAUAGUUUAAUUUCUGAGAGCAAACAAUUCUCAUCUCUAAUUCUACCAUCAGCUGCAUGACAAGAUGCAGCAAUGCUGAUGUUGCUAUUAGACACUUUGUUACCUGCAGGCAGUGAAUGCUAUUUUCUUUCAUUAUUUUCUUUUUAUUGGCAGUCCUCAGUGCUGUCACUGUAAAAAAAAAAUCUCAUUUUAUAAUAAAGAUUAUAUUAUAUUCAUGCAAAUUGUCC